Molecule: messenger RNA, 7090 nt
Organism: Centropristis striata (black sea bass)
Lineage: Eukaryota; Metazoa; Chordata; Actinopteri; Perciformes; Serranidae
Product: protein kinase C beta type
Exons: 17
Coding region: 195-2237 (680 amino acids)
Biological process (GO): protein phosphorylation
Molecular function (GO): zinc ion binding; ATP binding; diacylglycerol-dependent serine/threonine kinase activity
Source: RefSeq, a predicted model, not a curated record
CGUCUACUCCACUGAAGGACAAGCUUACCGAGCCUCCAAACAAACUACCAGCUGACCCGCAACACCACAGUUGUCGACUCCUCCACCCGGAAAAAAAAGCGCGAGAAGCGACUUUGGCAACCCCGGGGGCGCCAACAUCUCGCGUCGUUGAGUUAAAGUCAAAAUAAAGACAUUUGCACAGAUUUGCACGGAGAAUGGCAGACUCGGCGGCGGCCAACAGCGACGGGGAGGACGGACCCCGCGAGCCCAUGCGGGGCUUCGCGCGCCAGGGAGCCCUCCGCCAGAAGAACGUGCACGAGGUGAAGGACCACAAAUUCAUCGCGCGCUUCUUCAAGCAGCCCACCUUCUGCAGCCACUGCACCGACUUCAUCUGGGGUUUUGGCAAGCAGGGAUUCCAGUGUCAAGUGUGUUGUUUCGUGGUUCACAAACGUUGCCAUGAGUUCGUCACUUUCUCCUGUCCAGGUGCUGAUAAAGGACCUGCAUCAGAUGACCCGAGGGCAAAGCAUAAGUUUAAGAUCCACACCUACUCCAGCCCAACCUUCUGCGACCACUGUGGCUCUCUGCUCUACGGCCUCUUACACCAGGGCAUGAGAUGUGACCACUGUAUGAUGAACAUCCAUAAGCGGUGUGUGGCCAACGUGCCCAGCCUGUGUGGGACAGACCACACUGAGAGGAGAGGUCGGCUCCAGAUCACCGCCGAGGUCAAGACUAAUGUACUCACUGUUACCAUCAAAGAGGGCAGGAAUCUGGUUCCUAUGGACCCCAACGGUCUGUCAGACCCCUACGUGAAGCUCAAACUGAUCCCAGAUCCCCGCAGUGAGAGUAAACAGAAGACCAAGACCAUAAAGUGCUGCCUCAACCCCACCUGGAAUGAGACCUUUAAAUUCCACCUGAAGGAGUACGAUAAGGACCGCCGCCUGUCGGUGGAGGUGUGGGACUGGGACCUGACCAGCCGCAACGACUUCAUGGGCUCGCUGUCCUUCGGCAUCUCGGAGCUCCAGAAACUAGGAGUGGAUGGAUGGUUUAAGCUGCUCUCCCAGGAAGAAGGCGAGUACUUCAAUGUUCCCGUCGCUCCGGAGGGGGAGGAGGGCAACGAGGAGCUACGGCAGAAGUUUGAGAGAGCUAAGAUUGGACCAAGCAAGAACACAGAAGGAAAGUCAGCCAACGCUGCAUCCCGGUUCGACUCCAAUGGCAACCAAGAUCGUAUGAAGCUGGCUGACUUCAACUUCCUGAUGGUGCUGGGAAAGGGCAGCUUCGGCAAGGUCAUGCUGGCAGAGCGUAAAACGACAGAGGAGCUGUACGCUAUAAAGAUCCUGAAGAAGGACGUUGUGAUCCAGGAUGAUGACGUGGAAUGCACCAUGGUGGAGAAGAGAGUGCUGGCGUUGGCUGGAAAGCCCCCGUUCUUAACACAGCUGCACUCCACCUUCCAGAGCAUGGACCGCUUGUAUUUUGUCAUGGAGUACAUAAACGGAGGAGAUCUCAUGUACCAGAUUCAGCAGGUCGGGAAGUUCAAAGAGCCCCAUGCUGUGUUCUAUGCUGCGGAGAUAGCCAUUGGCCUGUUCUUCCUUCAUCUAAAGGGCAUCAUCUACAGAGACCUGAAGCUGGACAAUGUGAUGCUGGACUGUGAGGGUCACAUUAAGAUAGCAGAUUUUGGCAUGUGUAAAGAAAAUAUGAAUGACGGAGUCACCACCAAGACCUUCUGUGGAACACCAGACUACAUAGCUCCUGAGAUCAUUGCCUACCAACCUUAUGGAAAAUCUGUGGACUGGUGGGCCUUUGGAGUAUUGCUGUAUGAGAUGCUGGCUGGACAGCCUCCAUUUGACGGUGAAGAUGAGGAUGAGUUAUUUCAGUCCAUUAUGGAGCAUCACGUCUCCUAUCCCAAGUCAAUGUCCAAGGAGGCUGUCGCUAUCUGUAAAGGGCUGAUGACGAAGCAUCCAGCGAAACGACUGGGCUGCGGUCCGGAGGGGGAGAGAGACAUCAGGGAGCAUAGCUUCUUCCGCUACAUGGACUGGGAGAAACUGGAGAACAAGGAAGUGCAGCCGCCAUUCAAACCUAGAGCUUGUGGACGGGAAGCGGAGAACUUUGAUCGUUUUUUCACACGCCAUCCGCCGGUGCUGACCCCUCCCGAUGAGGAAGUGAUUCAGAACCUGGACCAGGACGAGUUCCAGGGAUUCUCCUUUAUCAACCCAGAGUUCCCAGGAACUGCUGCUACCACCCCUGCCGCCGAGCAGGCUUGAUUUCAGCUCAUGCACGGACACAUGGACACACACACACAGACACAAACAUAUACAUAAUCAUUUUGCCCAUUAUCGACCCUGUGUGCCCUGGAACAUACACACACACACACACACACACACACACAUACACAUACAUAUCAACUUUAAAUAUCCUGGAAAUGAUUUGUGUUGUUACCAGAAGCCAUGACUUCAACUGAUACACAAUAACAUGUACACAAAGAUUUGUUGUUCACAAUCCAAAUGAUGAGUCAUUGACUGUCUCCAAGCUUUGUUUUUAAGAAACAAGAAGCUUGGACGUGUGAUUCACCACAACACGGUUGAAUUACUCAGUGUGAACAAAGUGUUUUCUUUACCAGACCUUGUCAGAAUAAGGAUUAGAAUUUAAAGCUGGGAUAGGCAGUUUUAUUUUGGCAUCAAUGGGUAAAAAUCCCAUAAUACCCAUUCACAAGAGUGGUUAAAUGGUCUAAAAAAACUUCAGCCAAUCACAGGUCAUUUCAGAGAGAGGGUGUUCCUAUUGGCUGUUCUACAAAUGCAGUUGUGUAUGCACGACUCUUUCUCAGAUUAUGAAAGUCUGAUUUAGUAGCGGUAAAUAUUGUAGAAAAAAGUUUUAGCAUUGACAACAACUGCAAAGCAACCCCCAUAAAAAAGAGAAUCUACAGGAGAGUCUGACAAUAAACGCAAUAUAAACAUGUCAGUGUCAGCAAAGUGUUUCUGAGUUGGAGGGACAUGUUGCUAUUAGUUUAGCCUUCUGUUACCAGUAGCCAAGCUGUAAUUCUCACAGAAUCAACCAUAUUCACAUGGCAGCCAUUUCUUACGUCUUAUUCAGGGUGAGAAAAAAUAGUCAGUCAGCUAGUUACGGUGAAGUGGUCCAAAUAUUUGACUUCUGUACCACAGGUAAGUGUUGAGCAGAUACAUCUGUAGAGUGAAUUGCAGCUAUAUAAAAACAUCUGGAUCACAGUCACUGAGGGAUUAUGAGAAUUAAUGACUGGGACUCAUAUAGGGUGCUGUGUGAAGCAUCUGUCCAUACCUGUGCUCGUCUGGUCAAGGCUUAGAGGGGAGAGAACUGCAAGAAAAAGGCCUGUUUUGCAAAUCCAGGUAGCUAUUUUUUUUGUUUUUUGUUUUUUUUUUGGAGGGGGGGUGUUGCCUUUUCAAGAAAACUGCUUACCCCAGCUUUAAUGCUGACCUUUAAAUGUUCAUAAAAGCCCCACUUUGAAAUGAAAAAUAAAAAAUGUCACAAAUGGAGUAAAUUUACAGCCUAACUACAGAUUUGUAGUCAUUCAUGAUUCCUCCAACACACACACACACACACAUACACACAUACACACAACAGCAUACUUAACAUGUAACAUAGCUUCAGCAUUCCAUUUUAUUCCUUUUUUUUUUUUUGGUGGAAAUUGUGAUUGAAAAUUUUCUUUUACUCAUUCAUCGACUAUUCCAGCGCAUUCUGUACUUUUCUGGUGUGCUUUUUAUUCAAUGUAUAAUAAUAAUAAUAAUAGUGUCUGUACGUUUAUCCUUAUCUUAGCUAAAACUGGAAUGCUUUACAUACUUGUGCAUGAGUUUAUAUAUCAAUAAUAGCUCUGGACUUUGUCUCCCAGCAGCAUUUUGACAUCUUAUCUCUCAAUUGUGUGGCUGCUUUUCAUGGUCUUCAAAAUAUGUAUUGAAAAAAAAGAUAAUUGGUGUUUGAGUUCACCCAUCGAGAUAGCGGAAGAUUUGUGGCACAAAUAUCAGAUUUUCUAUGUGUCUUACUUGCUGUUCAGCACUGGGAUCACGAUGGUAAAAUGCUGUUUGGAAAUGUAGUCUUUAUAUAGGCUUUGAGUCACUUGAAUAGAUAGAUUAUACUACUUCUUAUACUCUCAUUUUCAGUUAUCUAGUAUAUAAGCAAUGGAAGAGACUAGCAGUUAGUUUCUUUGUGUUUUGCGAAAGCAUGAUUCAGAUACCUGGGAUUUGUUUACAGCGUAUGUGUGUGCACAUGUAUGUUUUAUAUGUGUGCGAACGAGUACUAUGUAUGAAAACGCAUGUUUGCGUUUGCAGUUUUCUGUGUGUGUCGAUACCUUGUCUGGCCUUGUGUUUACAUUUGUUUGUAUUGUGGAUGUCUGCCCCCCCCUCACAUCAAGCAGUAUUGGUAUGAUCCACUUUAUAUCUCCACAAAUAGAAAAGAUGGAAGUAGAGGAAAGAGGAUGCAUGAUACUGAGAUUAGCAAAUAAGUAUAAAAGUGAUCCUAGAGAAAGUUUGUCUUAAUGAAAGCUAUGUGCAGGUUAGUGUUUUAAACUUUGUGUUUGAAUCAUCAUUGAUGUUAAGUCCACCUCAGUAGUUCCUGGAAAGCAAAAACUCAGAUAUUUCCUUUGGCCUGAAUAUUAAAAUUUAACCCAGAUUCCUGCUUUCCAAAUGCAGGUCAAGUACCUGAGCAUCCUAAAAAAGUUCCUCGGCCUGGGAAAAGUUUCCACAGUAGAAAAAAGGCCACUGGCUGGAUUUCAAACAGCAGACCAAUAUGUCAUGCAGCUCUACUUUUCUGAUCUAGUUUUUUGGUUAUGAAGGGAAGGAUUUGAGGUCCGAUUUACUGUGACUGGUGUUUUUUCAAGUAGCCAUCUGCGUGCACAAUAAGUAUUUACAUCCAAACUACAGCAGUGGCAAAGAGGACACAGGUGAAAGCUUCAAAAGCAGGAACAUGUGUGUGUGUUUUGUCUCGUGUUCCCUAGCUAGCAAUAAUCUUGUCAACAGGAAGGCAGAAUUGGUACUGAACCAUCCUUCAGAAGGGUCCAGUUAAAGGUCAAUUCAUAUCUAACAGGUUAUGAUGUUGAUUAAUGGAGAAAGAAACACGGCUGUACCUUAUAAACUUCAGUGCAGCUAACAUUGCGUGGAACUGCCUCCACAUCUAUCAUAGAAGGAGAUCUGGGGAGGUUUUUUAAGCACAGUGUUUAGCAGUAGUGGCAUGAAGUGAAAGAGUUUCUGCAGGUGAAGCAUAAUAAUGCUACAGUUAAUUGUCUGUUAUCUCUUUAAUGCAAACAGAAACGUUGGUGUUUUUACAGCGUUAGUUCAGAUUCAACAAAGUCACACAAUGACAUGAACAAAGGAACUGAUGGAGGCAGUGACAGACCUGUAAAAUGACUGUUUCUGCUAAAGGAGUCUGGUGGCUUUUGACAAAAACAAAGAAUAGCUUCAGUUACCUCUGCAUAAACUUAAACAGGACUGUUUGACAGCAGUGUAAAGCCAAGAAAUAUUCUUAUCAUAGCGUACACUCAAAGUGACACUGACACUUUUUGCUGCUGCCCUCAUCCAUAGCAGUACAUUGUUUAGCAUCAGUGUCGGUACUCCUGCCUGCUUCUCCAAAGUGGUGGUGUGGCAACUACCGUCUACUGUAGGUAACACACUGACUAUGGAUAAGAACCUCAUACAACCUCAUAAAAAUAAAAAUAAACUGUCCCUUUAAUGCAGAAGGCAGUGGGUAUUCACAUACAGUUGUUCGACAGCUACAGUUAUAGAUUCUCCAGACGGUUUGAUUUUGAUAAUUAACCCUCUGAGCCCCAGGCCGUUUCAGUGCGUUUUUUUUUUAACAUUUUAAUCACUGUGGCCUUGUUUUUCAUUUCAGUAAAUAUAAGUCCUGCACCUCUAUGGAAUCAGCACAAUCAUGGCUAGAUGUGGAAAUAACUCAAAAAUGUCUUUUGUGCACUAGAACACUGUUAUAAUACCAUACAUCAUUUUAAAAAAAAGCAUACCUGAUAAGUUAGUAUUUUUUAAUUGGAAUAAUUAAUAUUUAUAGAUACAACACUUUUCCAAGUGCCAUGAAUAUUAAAACAAAAUGGCUCUCUACAUGCUAUACAUAUUGGAACUAUUUUCUUUUUUACAACCUCUCCUAAAUCAUGUUUUUACAGUUUCUUGCUACGAUAAACUGUGUCAUUUUGCAGAUCUUUUCAAGAAAACAUACUUUUCAAACUCGCCGGCAGGAUGGUGGGAUUCAGAGGGUUAAGAGUUAAAAAAAAACCUGAAAUAUUUAAAGAUAAUUUUUACAGGACACUGGCGAUUUGUGCUCUGCUUCCUGACAAGUAGGCCAGAUGGUGAAUGUUUAGCAGAAAGCAGAGGGAGCAGAGGCCUGAUCCCUGAUUGGUGAUUGCAGAAUUCAGAUUGGAAGGCCUUACACUGUGGAUUUCAAAGUUCUCCUUUAGUUGCCUCAUCACUGAUCUCAAUACAUUCACACACAGCCCCUGUAAUGCAUGCUCGCAUUAUGCUUUAGGGUUGGCAUUAAAACCUGCUCUAUGGACUGAUUUGACAUUUUGAUUGGGUGAAAGGAGUUUAGGGACACAUCUGGGUAACGUUGUUCCUGUCUGUUAUCUCUUAUACUUAUACUGAUGAGUUCAGCACAGAAGAGUGAAAGUAAACGCAACGGCUGUGUUUUUAUCACUUCAAGCUAUAUCUGUGUCCAUUAUCUGUGUCGUACCUCCAGUGUCGGUAUUUAUUACGGUCAGUGUCUCAUGUAUUAUAACAACAACAAAUAGCUAUAUAUACUUAUACAUAAACCUAUAUAUAACUGUGUCAAAUGUUAAUAUUUACACCAUGUGGUCAGUAUUGUAAAGGAAAAGAGGAGGUGAAGUCUUAAUCCAGGAUUUGUGUUUUUGUUUCUAUGAUUCCUUCCUGCUGAAGGAGAAGCAAAAUGAACUCUGCAUGAACAAAUGCUUUUGUUUUACCUUUAUUAGUUAGGAUUUAUAUACAGUACAUUUAACAUAAUAGGCUGAUUCAUGUUUUCUGUGUCUGCAUUGCUUCAAAAGUGUGAUCCAAGCUACUGUUGUGCGUGAAAAUAAUACAUCUAAAAGAAAAAAACAACAGAAAAAAAGCUUGCAAUGCUUUCCAUGUGCCAAAAU